Molecule: messenger RNA, 2009 nt
Organism: Larimichthys crocea (large yellow croaker)
Lineage: Eukaryota; Metazoa; Chordata; Actinopteri; Sciaenidae
Product: lecithin retinol acyltransferase
Exons: 2
Coding region: 279-995 (238 amino acids)
Biological process (GO): retinol metabolic process; vitamin A metabolic process
Cellular component (GO): rough endoplasmic reticulum
Molecular function (GO): phosphatidylcholine-retinol O-acyltransferase activity
Source: RefSeq, a predicted model, not a curated record
UCUCUCUGUCUCUCUCUCUGUCUGUCUCUCUCUCUCUCUCUGUCUCUCUCUCCAUCAGGUCAGUUAAAGUGUCUCUCAGCAGCCGUGACGUCACGCGGUCCUCCUCCUCCUCCUCCUCCCUGCAGGAGGAAAACCCUCGUGCUGGAGCAGAGAGGAGCAGAGGAGCAGAGUCCUGCAGACAGCACACACAGACAGACACUCUUCCUCCUCCUCCUCUUCCUCCUUCUCCUCCUCCUCCUCCUCCUCCUCUUCUUCGGCGGUGCUCCCUGCUCGCAGUCAUGCUGGACACGCUCACCUUCCUCCUGGAGAAGCUCUUCCUCCUCGCCCACAUCAAGCUGUCCAGCCUGCCGCCUCCUCUGGGCGGAGAGCCGCCGCUCACCAGACGCUGCGACCGGGAGGAUUCUCCUCCGCAGCCCGCCGGAGCCCCGCAGAAGUUCCAGCGGGGAGACCUGCUCGAGGUCCCGCGGACUUUAUUCACCCACUUCGGCAUCUACUUGGGCGACAACCGGGUGGCGCACCUCAUCCCGGACAUCCUGCCGGUGCUGACCUCCGACACCAGGCAGAUCCAGGAGAUGGUGACCAACACGCGGCUGCUGCUCGGGGUGCUCUCAAAGCGCGCGAGCAUCCGGGUGGACUCGGUGGAGGAUUUCGCGUACGGAGCCGGCAUCAUGCUGAACGCCAUGGACCGGGCGGUGCGCCGCAGCCCGCUGUCCGGAGAGGAGGUGGCCCGGCGGGCGGAGCGCCUGGUCGGCACAGUGUCCUACAGCCUGCUGUGGAACAACUGCGAGCAUUUCGUCACGUACUGCCGCUACGGGACGGCGCAGAGCCUGCAGACCGACAAGUUCUGCGAGUGGCUGAAGUCGCUGAUCCGGGACCAGCGUAACGUUCUCCUGACGGCGCUCCUCGGACUCCUCUCCAUGGCGUGUUUGGGAAUAUCCUCCAGCACGGCCCUGCCCGCCCUCCUCGUCCCCUUCACCCUGUGGAUGGCCAGCUAAGAGCUCCUAUUGGAUGGAUGUUUGAGCCAUGUCGGAAGACGACUCACAUAGAGGAAGGAGUCGUCUGCAAAAAAGUUUAUACAUUGACUGUGGUACUACAUUUUAUUGCUAAUAACACCGUAGAGACUGAACUUUGAAGACUCUGACAGUAGAAAAAGAAAAAGGGAAAACAUCACCGAGCACCACCCAAACUGUUUGACUGACAGGUUUGUGAGGUGAUGAGCGCUUAGCAACAAAAACCGAAACAGUUUGAGGCCAGUGUGGCGACGAAGAGACCAAAGAUAACCGAAUGAUUACUGCUUUUAUUUUGAAGGAGUGAUGUGAAUGAUGUUUUUGUGCAUUUGUUGUCUUCCAGUAUGACCGAGCGUAACUUAGAACCUUUUCCCAACAUCACAGGACACGUGACGGCAAACCACGGAGCAGACAUUGCUUCUGUAAUAAUCAAGUUUUCAAACAAACACCCGUAUCUCACAGGUAGACGUGCUACGUGCCAGUUCUUCUUCUUCUGUGUUGGAAAUACGACCAAACUUUGAGUGUUGAGUUGAAAUAUGAAAGCCAGAAAUGCUGUACACGCUCACACCUUCAGUUAGAUAGCGUAAUAAUGACUGACACACAUUAGUUAGCAGCGAGGGCAGACCAACGAUCUGUUACUGACCCUGAAAAGAUUCAGCUCACUGUCCAGGACUGUAGAUGGAAACCUGUUUAUUUGGAGAACACUGAGCGUUUUAAAGAAGUCUUUUUUUCCAUCACGUUCUUGUUUCCGAGCUCGAUCACGAACACGUUUUACAUUCUCACUGUGGCGGCCGUCUCGUCUGCUUCCUGUCGGCGCCCCUGUACUUCCUGUCGGCGCCCCUCUGCACUGCAGCCCGGUGAAGCUCUUCAUGUAAAUAUGUGUAGAUAUCAUGGCGACCUGACUGUUCUCUAACAGUCCCAAACUUUUGUACAGAAUUUAUUUUUAUGACGCCGUAACACUUUAUACUGAGUUUGAAUGUAAAUAAAGGAAGUGGAAACAGA